Molecule: messenger RNA, 3391 nt
Organism: Carassius auratus (goldfish)
Lineage: Eukaryota; Metazoa; Chordata; Actinopteri; Cypriniformes; Cyprinidae
Exons: 8
Coding region: 521-1780 (419 amino acids)
Source: RefSeq, a predicted model, not a curated record
AGUUGUGUAUGUGAGGAAUAAAAAUGUUAUUUACUUAAUCUGUGAUACAGUAUGCAAACACCUAACACCACCAACGACUGUCACUAACGGGAGCUGAACGUGUUCGGCUUGACAUGUCUUUUUUUCAACUCCGCCCUGAAUGCAAGCGGAUGCUCUCGCUGAUCGCCGUCUGUAGCCCUGCUUCAAGUCGAACGCACCCCUUUACCCAGUUAACACAGUUACGACGUGACGACUACUGCUUUUUCCAUACUAUAACAGGGAAGUAUGCCAUUUCGGACGCAGCCACUUUUCCGUUAGGCAAGGCAAAGGCGAAGCAAAAACGGCGCAAGUUUCCUUUUGUUUUGUUUUUUGUCGAUGGCUCGGCGUCGAACAUCACAUCGCUAGAAAAAUGACACAAGCUGUUUUCUAUUGAUGUUUUCCACGGUUUCUGCAAAUAGGAGUUCACUUCCACUUGGAAGAGAAAAGUACAUUUUUGUUUCCUCUCAGUCCAGACUUCUUUUCGAAACCGUGGUGGGACAUUAUGUUUGGUGUUUUUCUCACCUGUGUUUUGCUUUUGCAAGGUUCAUCUGGUGUUGAUUCAGAGAAAGUGUCAGUGAUGGAGGGAGAUUCAGUCACGCUACACACUGGCAUCAAAACAAAUCAAGACAGAAUAAAUUGGUUUUUUAAUACUGAUCGUAUCGCUCGGAUCACUAUAAAUAACAGUACGAUCUGUGCAGAUGCUAAGUGUCCUGAGAGAUUCAGAGACAGACUGAAGCUGGAUCAUGUGACUGGAUCUCUGACCAUCACAAACAUCACAAACACAGACUCUGGAGAAUAUACACUAGAUAUCACCAGCCACAACAGUGAAAAGACCUUCAGUGUUUCUGUUCAUGAUGCUCCUGCCGCUGAUCGAGAAGAAAUAAAGUCAGUGAAGGAGGGAGAAUCUGUCACUUUAGAUCCUGGUGUCAUGAACAACACAAAUUAUUCGAUCACGUUUCUUUUUAAUGACGUCCUCAUCGCUGAAAUCAGUGAAGAUCAGAGUAAGACCUGCACAGAUGUUCAGUGUGAGGACUCUGAUGAGAGAUUCAGAGACAGACUGAAGCUGGAUCAUCAGACUGGAUCUCUGACCAUCACAGACAUCACAAACACAGACUCUGGAGAUUAUACACUAGAUAUCAUCAGCCGCAGGAGUGGAAAGACCUUCAGUGUUUCUGUUCAUGAUGCUCCUGUCGCUGAUCGAGAAGAAAUAAAGUCAGUGAAGGAGGGAGAAUCUGUCACUUUAGAUCCUGGUGUCAUGAACAACACAAAUGUUUUGAUCAUGUGGCUUUUUAAUGACGUCCUCAUCGCUGAAAUCAGUGAAGAACCCAAUAAGACCUGCACAGAUGUUCAGUGUGAGGACUCUGAUGAGAGAUUCAGAGACAGACUGAAGGUUAAUCGGACUGGAUCUCUGACCAUCACAGACACCAGAACCACAGACUCAGGAAAUUAUAAACUACAGAUCAUCAUCAGCAGCAGCAGCAGCUUCAGUAUUAGGAGGAGCAGGAGUUUCAGUCUUACUGUCACUGGUUCAGGUCCGUCUCUGUCUGUUGUAGCAGGAAUAUGUGCUGCUGUAGUUAUUCUGCUCGUGGCUACAUCUGCUGCUGGUGCGAGUUACUGUCUUGAGCAAAAGAAAGGAAGGGGGGCGGAGCCAAAUAAAGUUCAGGAGAAUCAUAUUAAAAACUCAUCCGUUAGAAAGACUGAGGCGGCUGCUAAUGGAGCGUCCUGUGAAAAGACUGAGACUGCCACUGAAAUACCACCGUAGCAUUAUUAUUAUUAUUAUUAUUAUUUUAUUUUUCUUAAAAGGUCGACUGAAGAAACGAUGGUAAAUGAGAAAAUAUAUUCAAACUCACUCAAACAGUAGUCCACAUAUAUUUUCAGUUACAUAAACGUUGCCUCCAAAAAGACAGUUAAGCAGGAAACCAGCAAUAAAGAAACGAAGCAGCACAUUAGCAGCAGAAGAACAGUGAGUGCUUGAGGAUUUCAGUAUUUAGAGGUUUAUUAAAACUACAAUAGUGACCAAGAGCAGUGAACAAAUAGUUUUUUAUGAUUUGCAUCGUAAUGCCUUUUGCAUUGAUGUACUGUGUCAGUUAUUUUUAUUCCAUCAGUUUACAUCCUCUUUAACUGACUGUUUACAUGAAUAUAAAAACAAGACAGCCAUUAUGACAAGGAGAUGUAUUUGACUGCACAAGGCCUCGUACUGUAAGACACAAGUGCACUUCACAUACUAUAGUUGCCAUUACUGCAUACAUUAUUGUGCUCUUGACAUCUCGCUGCCUCGACAUAUUUGAUGUGUGAAACAGUGUUAGAUGUACAGUAGAGUUAGUUGGUUGGCAAUCAUGUACUUCAUAUUCUCAUUCUUUGGAUAAUUAAUUCUUAAAUCUUGCAUGAAAUGUUGUAUUGAUAUUUCAUGAGGUGCUGUUUAGAUCUUAGUCUUACUUGCCAAAAGCUUGAGUUUCAUGUGAGGAUUUUCUUUUCCAUCUGUCCCUCUCAGUUCUGUUCAAUUGGUUGUGUGAUUUUAUACCAUCUAAUUGUAUUAAUUUUUUUGUUUUAAAUAAUAUCACUGCAGACCUGCCAGUCUUGGCUAUGCAUUUUGAUCUCAGAGUACACUGGUGAGAUUUCUCUCUCUAAACUACGCCUCUGUCCACACGCAGUAUUCAGAACAAGCAGAACAAGGUUUUUUUUUUUAAAGCAUUAACUGUAACGUGUAAUGUGGCAAUCAAAAUUGAAUUUUUAUUCUGUGCUUUUUUAGUUAUUUUAAUUUUUGGUUUAGUAACUUUAACUUCUGCUUUAAGAAUAUAUUUGUUUUUAGAUUUUCAGUGUAACAAUGUAAUGUGAUUUUAACCUCUUUUUUUUUUUUGGCACAUAAUUUAUGCAUACAUGCUAACAUUCACUUUGUUUGUUUAAUCCACAUACAAAAUACUAAGAUAUAUAGGCUACUGUAUACUGCAAACCAGCCAAAAAAUACUGAGAUCUUGAAUUUUUGCUAAUAUUGCCCAUCCCUAUACAGAAGUGUACUGGAGUUUUAAAGUGUAUUUAAUUAACACACACUCAAAAAUAUUUCCAAGAUUGAUAGUUCUGGUACUGUGAGAUAGAGAUUAUUUGCCUAUACUGUAUGUUUGGGAACUCUUUUGUGAAUUUGUCUUUUGUUUGAGAUAAGAUUUAUGCACUUCAAUUAUACACUUUUUUUAUGUAAAUGGUUUCUCCAAAUGUUUUUCUUGCCAAACUCCUCACAAAAGCCUGUUACAUAAACCAGUAAGAACUGGUUGGAACUAGACAUUGAGGUUUUAGUUUCACCAGCACAAAUGUUUCAGUGUUUUUAGUGAGCUGUUCAAAUGUUGUUACAUCUGUGUUUAAUAAAGAGCUUCUACUUUGU